Penicillium alfredii is the source of this 876-nucleotide messenger RNA. RefSeq lists its product as uncharacterized. The transcript has a single exon. The coding region runs from base 1 to 876 and encodes 291 amino acids. The record is from RefSeq and is a predicted model, not a curated record. NCBI's taxonomy places the organism in Eukaryota, Fungi, Ascomycota, Eurotiomycetes, Eurotiales, Aspergillaceae.
AUGGGUGAAUCGCUUGAGAAUGGUUGUGUCGCAUGUGGGUGGACACUUGACAAAGAAAGACGAUGCCAUUAUACUAGCCACCUCAAACUCUUCUAUGGUGCAUCUACACGAGGUGUAUGGUCUAUCGGAUCAGAUGCAAUACUGAAAGACCGACCUGACGAGGGUCCCAAAGCAAAAAUCGAAGUGAAAACAUUGGAAUAUUUAGCGAGCAAUACCAAUAUUCCCAUCCCAAAAGUUUUACGAGACUGGGUUGAUCGAGAUGGGCGCUACUUCGUUUUGAACGAACGCAUCAGUGGCCAGACGCUCGAGGAGGCAUGGACUUCUCUGUCAGAAACCCAAAAAAUGGAUGUCGCGGAUGAAGUCGUGAAAGUGAGAAAACAGCUUCGAUCCGUCACGUCGGCCUCUAUUCAGUGUGUCGAUCAAAGCCCAUGCUACCCAGGCUUAUUAUUCUUCGACCUUGAGCCCCGUGGGCCGUUUCACUCAGACCAAGAGCUAUGGGAUGCUCUGGCCCUGAAUCUUUGCCAUCUUCCUCAACAAGUUUUGGAGAAUCUGAAAAAGCGUCUACCGAAGUGCGAGCCCUAUGUGCUUACUCAUUGCGAUCUCAAUUUGGGAAAUAUCAUGGUCCGAGACGGGAAAGUUGUCGGUAUACUUGAUUGGGAAUACGCUGCCUUCUUCCCUAUCUGGUAUGAGUAUGUUUCGGCCUCGUUUGGAUUUACAGACAUGGAUGUGGAAUGGAAAAAAUUGCUUCGAGGGCGCUUAGACGUACAUGGCGAGGCGCACGAAAAUGCCAAGGCAUUCUGGACGGAUAUGUGUAACCUGAGACCGUACCCAAAUCUGGAUGAGAAAGGUCAGGAAACCUUGGAGAGACUGGCAUAG